Messenger RNA from Penicillium arizonense, 1167 nucleotides. RefSeq names its product cytochrome P450. NCBI's taxonomy places the organism in Eukaryota, Fungi, Ascomycota, Eurotiomycetes, Eurotiales, Aspergillaceae. The transcript has 2 exons. The coding region runs from base 1 to 1167 and encodes 388 amino acids. Gene Ontology annotation, molecular function: heme binding; iron ion binding; oxidoreductase activity, acting on paired donors, with incorporation or reduction of molecular oxygen. The record is from RefSeq and is a predicted model, not a curated record.
AUGUCUGGGAGUAAGGGGACUGAUCUUCUUAGUGCUGAUGAUCGUAACCACUCUCGAUACCGCAAGGCCCUCUCUCCUGCCUUUUCCACCAGGGGACUUCAGGCGCAGGAGCCUCAUAUUAUCGUCUAUGUGGAGAAAUUGAUCAGUCGUUUAAAGGGGAUUGCUGAGUCUCAGCUUCCGGUGGAUAUGGUGAAAUGGUAUGAUCUAACUACGUUCGAUCUGAUUGGCGACCUCGCUUUUGGGCAAUCGUUCGGUGGCCUUGAUAGCUCAGAAUAUCAUUAUUGGGUCUCAACAAUCUUCAAUUUUGUCAAGGUUGUUCCAUUUCUGAAAUUGAAGGAUGCAUACCCGGUCGUUCUUCCUCUUUUGAUGGCAGUUUUGCCUAAGAAAUUUCUUGAGACGCACAAAAGGCAGGUCCAAUACGCGAAGGAGACCGUUCAUAAAAGACUCGAUGACAAAGCUGCGUAUGGGAGGGGUGAUUUUAUGGAUUCCAUGCUUCGCCAUCGUGGCGAGAAAGACGGGCUGAGUGAUGAAGAAUUGGAGGUUAACGCAACGCUCCUGAUCUUCGCGGGCAGUGAGACAACUGCCACUUUGCUUUCUGGGGUAACGUACUGGCUCCUGAAAUCGCCGGAGGCCCUCGCAAAGGUCACCGCCGAGAUUCGCACAAUACCGACGGAGGCUGAGAUCAACCGGUAUAAUGUCACGAAUCAACUACCGUAUAUGCAUGCUUGUAUUGAAGAAGCGUUACGAUUGUACCCCCCCUUACCUAGCGGUCCACAGCGCCGCGCUGUGGUUCCGUGCCAAAUAUCGGGGUACGACAUUCCGCCUGGGACGAAGGUCUCUGUUCAUCAAUCUGCAGCUUACUGGUCCCCAAUUAACUUCCACGACCCACAAUCCUUUAUCCCCGAGAGAUGGUUACCGGAUGCAAGGAAUGACCCAUCUUCACCAUUCUUUUCUGAUAAACGAGACGUUUUGCAGCCAUUCUCUGUCGGACCACGCAACUGCAUUGGGAAAAACUUGGCUUAUGCCGAAAUUCGUAUGAUUCUUGCCCGUGUUCUUUGGAAUUUUGACAUGGAACUUUGCCAAGAAAGCCAGGCCUGGAAAGACCAGAGAACUUACAUCCUAUGGGAUAAGCCUCCGUUAAUGUGCAAAUUAAAGUUGCGAACAUAG